Messenger RNA from Glossina fuscipes, 3425 nucleotides. Its product is annotated as transcription factor btd-like. The coding region runs from base 1 to 849 and encodes 282 amino acids. The transcript is spliced from 2 exons. The record is from RefSeq and is a predicted model, not a curated record. Lineage: Eukaryota; Metazoa; Arthropoda; Insecta; Diptera; Glossinidae.
AUGACUGUGUCCGAAGGCACAGAAUCUCAACGCACUCAAAGUCAAGCCUUAGCACUGACACGUGUUGCCAAUGCAGCUGCCGCUGCAGCCGCCAAUGCUGCAAAUACCAAAACUCCGACGGAUAAUCUGCACUCAGAGGUUGUAGUGAAGAAGGAACAUUCGCCCUCACCAUCGCAUUCGCGACACACGCCUAUCAAUAAUGCUGUACCAUCGACAUCAUUGGCCAGUAAUACCACACACGUACCAAAUGACGGUUCGCCGCCCACUCCUGUACAACAGCAUCGAAGAAAUUCAUUACAAGGUGUGCAGGAUAAGUUAGCGCAAUUACAUCAAUUGCAGCAGCAGCAGCAGCAGCAACAGCAGCAGCAACAACAACAGCAGCAGCAACAGCAGCAGCAACAACAAAACAGUAACAACGAAGAGCAACGUAGUCCACGUUAUGCAUCCGGUGGUCUUUCUACACACACGACGACGCCAUCACCGCAUGCGAGUGAGGUGGCGAGUACAACAACGACCACAGCCACAUCUAGUCAGCAUAGCACUACACCAAAACUUUCCGAUCGUGAUGAUCGUUCCGAUCAUACACCUCGAAUAUCCAUCGGUAGUAUAACAUGUUUGCCGCCAUCAGCUUUGAAUGCCGUCGCAGCCGCAGCUGCGGCCACAUCUGGCCAUCAAACACAAAGUUCCUCAGCAGCCGCCACGCUAUCCACAAAUCCACAUAACGAAAAGCUAUUAAGCUCGCCAGCAUCAGCAGCUGCAGCCGCGGCUGCUGCCGCAGCAGCUAUGGAAAAUCGUCGCGAUUUUGAUGUUUCUAAAGUCAAUUGUAAGUACAUUUGUUUUCGUUAUUAAAGCGCAUGAAAUUAUCCCUUAAACAUGUAUCUCAUGCCGACGAAGCAAUCGAUUCGUUUUUCGCACAAAAGAAUAAAAUCCGUUUCCUUUCGUUUGCUGGCGUACCAAAUAAGGGUUAAAUCAAUUUUAAUCUCCCAACUUGAAAACAACUCAUUGCUCUUAUACGUGUAAAUACAAAAGCGAACUUACCUUCCUUGCUAGCAAUUAAUCCAUUGGUCCUUUCAAUAACUGUUGGCAUACGAAUUGAAAGAGAAGCUUAAAGUAUUAAGAGGAUUAAUUUUCUAUAGUAAUAUGAAAAUAUGCAUAGAAACGCAAUCAUUAUAAUCAACGGAGUAGACAGACAAACUGAUAAUUUGUGGAAUUUUAAAACUAUUUUAUAUACGAAAGAUUAUAUCAAGUAAAUAACGUUAUUUUACGUUGGAUUACAUUUUAAAUGUGGCAGAUCAAGUUUUUCCCAAUUUCCCCGAAGCAUUGCAGUACAUUGAAAAAAAAAAAAGAGAUUAAAAAUCAUCAAUUUAAAAGCUCACUUAGCAUAGUGCGUCAUCAAUAUUGUAAACGUUCCAAAAAAAAAAAAAAAAAAUUAUUAUAUGAAACAAGAGCACACUGUAGCAUAUGCCCGCUAAAUAUGUGAAAAUUCAUUUAUGCACUUCAGUCACUUCAGUCUUUUUAUGAGAGCUUGGGUUUUCUCAAUGCUCGAAAGUAUGAAUAUUUUGGCUACAGGAACGAAGGCUUCUAACAGGAUCUCGCAAUCCUCCGUUUAAAUGGAGCGAUCAGUUUAAGUGCUAAAUACCUCGUAGCAGCUUGACAUAAAGCCAGAUUGAAGUAAUAAAUUUCUGUACUAAUUUCUCAUGAUCUUCGUUUCUGGAUUAUCACGGUGUUGCAGAGCCUAAUUUCUCUAGCGAUUACCCCCCUUAAUCCGAUGAUCUGAAUGUUUUUGUUAAACUUUUCGUAGCACUGCAUAGCGGCAGCAAAGGCCUACAACUUUCGCUUGGGGUUCAUUUUUAGGGAAAAAGAGCUUUCAGCUAAAUACGCCCAGUUUGCACAGCAGUUUUAGAUAUUUAUGCUGCCGCAUAGCCGGCAAAAUAGGAGUUGUGACUACCAAAUCAGUGUUCAAUCUCCGUGGCGUUUGACUUGGCCGUAGCUGUAACUAGGGCUCAGUCGGUCAAGGAAUAACACUUUACCGAUUCGAUACUCUGUUGCGGCUACUACCUAUCACUUUCUUCCUCUUCAUUUCUUUCUAAUCGUCAUCGUUUUUUAUCAAUAAGAAACAUUCGCUGUUAUAAUAACCAAAAACUACUCAACGAAUAUUCGCUCACUAUAACUAAGGCGAAGUAGGCUCUACUAGUGUGAGAUUUGAAUCUGCCAACUCUGGAUUGGCGGUUGCUUUUAUAAACUUGUGCAGUUUUCACCAGUGCAGUGCGUUACUUAAAAAGCUAUUCCCAGCAAUUAUAUACCAUAGCUCAUGACUUAUGUAAUAAGAACUGUGAGAAGUGUGAGCGAAUUUUUCAAAGCGACAUUAGAGAGUGGAUUGAGUAAGGUUUUUUUGAAUUAAAGAAGAUACCCUCAAACAGAUUAAACCUAUUCAUCUAGGAUGUGGUUUUUCAGGUAGACAAUAAAAACCUCUUUAGGAUUAUCAUCAUUCGUCAGCCAAACUUGGCAUUAAAUUACAUUUUGCUAGAGUGCUUGCCUUUUUUAUAAACUUGAUUUAGAAGAAAUGAUUUCUAUCAGUAUCGAUGUGUUUGUUGUUGUAUGGCAAUAGUAGAGAUGCUUGUCUUUUGCACUUAAUUUUUCCAUCACUGGGGACAACUACUAACAACAUCUAACAAAAUUAAGCCGAUUGCUAAACUUUUAUAUGCGAAAAGGGUGGAAUUUUCGGCGUAAUGACGCUCAGCAGGACGGAAAAGCAAUGUGCUAUCUUUUCCUCUCAUUCCAUCAGAUGCACGUUCUAUUGAUUAACACCUGAUUUAUUAUCUGGCUGAACAGUGCUUUCAUGCUUAUAAUGAUUUUUAGAAAAGAGAUAUUCGGGUGGAAAAACUUCAAAUGUUGUCCUUUAGACAACGAAUUUAUAUACUGAAAUAGCGCUUAGCUAACGAUGGAUAAUUCUAUGAAUAAAACAUAUUUCCUUAGUUAACAUCAAAUUUUUGUUUCCGUAAAAAGUUGGCCACAACUUGUUUGCACUUCUAAUAAAAUCGUUUAUUAUAAAAAUGCAAGUAAAUAUUUUUCAUAUUAAAGCAAGUGAAAACAUGAAGAAUGGCCGAUGAUCUGUGCCUUUACCUACCCUACAGCACUGCGUUUAUUACAACUUUUUAUAUAACAACCUUCCGAAGUAAGGCUUUAUCGCGGAAAUGGUUCCGAUCUAAAUCAUCUUCCAUAGCUUGCGUUCGCCGGACUAUCAAAUUUGGUGAAAACAUCGUAACCAUUGCGACUUUCAAGGCGGGUGGAUGGACAGACAAGCCUAGAUCCGUUCAGAAAGUGAUUUCGAAUCCUUAGUAAAACGUGGCUCUAUCUCAAUUUCUUCUCCGUACAAGUUUAAUAUGCGCUUGUAGCAUAAAUGAUGUAAGCUAUGAAAAGCUUAA